AUGGUUGCCAUCAAGAACCUCCUCCUUCUCGUCUCAACCGUCACGGCGGCAGCCAUCUCAAAACGAGAGAUCUACGCCUACUUCAAUGAUCUCGACAGCAUCAACACCAAAUGUGUAGACUUCGUCCCAAUCGUCUAUGGUUACUACGGCACCCUAGCGCAGACAAUCGCCGUCAAGGUACAUCUCUUUCCUCUCUCAACUGUCUCUUCUCCCACUAAUACAACCCUCAGAAUGCCCAAGACGCAAUCAACGCCGGCGUCCUCCAAGCCGCCACCGAAACCACAAAGACCACCGGCCCCAUAACAGAUGAACAAACCAACACACUUUUCACCAAACUCGACACCCUCCACCCCAACGUAGUAGCCGUCAUGAAGUCCAUCCAAGACAAGAAACCGGAGUUUGACAAAGCGGGUACAAGUACGGCGGUCGUAGUUCUCAUUACCACGGUUUUUGAGAGUUUCCAUGUCUUGCAGGCAAACACUUUGCCGUUGGUUUCUGAGAAGUAUAAGACUGCGGCGCAGGCGAAGGGUGAUGUAAUCAAUGAGGCUAUCGCGGAUACUUUGAGGUUCUAUGGGAAGGGUGUUUAA
This is a messenger RNA of Hymenoscyphus albidus, 587 nucleotides long. Lineage: Eukaryota; Fungi; Ascomycota; Leotiomycetes; Helotiales; Helotiaceae. The record is from the annotation of a GenBank genome assembly.